ACGCGCGGUCACGAUGACUCCGGAAACGACGCCGAGCAGUUCCGGGAGUGACAACUCGAAGCGGCCGCUGAAGAGCGGCGAAGAGCGGCUGAUGGUGGCGGUGAGGAUUAGGCCGCUGCGGAACGACGAGCCGCAACGAGUGCUGUACGCCCUCAACAAGAAAAACGUGGUUUUGGAGGAUAGUGAUAAGAGCGACGUGUUGAGGUCGAAGAGGGGGUAUGAUAAGCAGUAUUCGUUCGAUGUGGUGUUCGGGGAAGAGUCCACCCAGGAGGAGGUGUACGAGAUCACGACGAGCAGUCUGGUGAAGGAUGUGCUUAAUGGCUACAACGCCACAGUUUUCGCCUAUGGCGCCACCGGUGCCGGCAAGACCCAUACCAUGGUCGGUGACUCAUCCCAACCCGGAAUCAUGGUGCGUGCCUUAAACGAUAUCUUCGAAACCGUGAAAGGAAAACAAGAUCAAUAUUCAGUGUCCAUGUCGUACUUGGAGCUGUACAACGAACAAAUCAGGGACCUUUUGAACCCGGCGUCUGGGUAUCUGGAACUGAGGGAGGAUUCCAGGGGUCGAAACAUUCAAGUCGCCGGCUUACAAGAAGUGUCAACGACGUCAACCAAUGAGGUGAUGCAACUGCUACAAAAAGGUAACAAAGCUCGCACCAUCGAGCCCACCGCCAUGAAUAAAACGUCAUCGCGUAGCCACGCCCUGUUGAGUGUAACUGUCAAACACACCACGCCCCUUGAUAAAAACGAUCGCCUUCGUCUGCGCAUCAGACAAGGACGGUUGUUCAUGAUAGAUCUAGCUGGUUCCGAACGGGCCAAUAAAACCAAAAACCGUGGAAAGCGUCUCCAAGAAGGCGCCCACAUCAACCGGUCGCUUCUAGCUCUAGGUAACUGCAUCAACGCUCUGAGUGGUGGGGCUCGCUACGUCAACUACCGCGACUCCAAGCUGACUAGAUUGCUCAAAGAAGCUUUGAGCGGUAACUGUCGUACGGUGAUGAUCGCACACGUGUCACCUAGUUCUGGACAGAAAGACGAGUCUAGAAAUACUCUAAUCUACGCCGACCGAGCCAAUAACAUUUCAACUAAAGCCGAACGCAACGUAUUGGACGUGUCGUACCACGUGACCCAAUACCAAACCGUGAUCAACGAAUUGCGUGACGAGAUUUCAAGGUUACAGCAGAAGAUGAACGAAGAGCGGCCGAGAUCAGCCGACAUACGACGAAUGAACGCGGAAGAAAGAAGCAACGAAGUGAAGAAACUGAGGGAGCAGAUCGUGGAGACGUUCAAAACGCAGAUGAAGCUGAGGCGGAAACUAAUGGAGAUUGAUUCUCAUUUGUUGGGGUUGGGGAUGGAGGCGGAGCGACAACACUUGAUCAUAUCUCAUUGGGAGUCGCGGAAUAACAAGUUGUAUAAGAACAGCGUGAACGAAUCACGGGCGAGGACACAACAAACGAUUAGGAGGAGGAAAUUGGUGACGGCGGAGGGGUUCAGGAGCGCCGGUAACGAACAGGAGGAGGAGGAAGAGGCGGAUCUUGAAGUAGAGGGCGGGGAGACGGCGGUGCAGCAAGCGUGGGGGGAACUAGCGGACAUCGAACGGGAGCAAGAAAGGUGGUCGGAGCUGCGGACGCACAUCGAACAAAAAUUGGAGGUGUGUCGACAAAGAGGCGUGGCGUUGGAAGACAAACUCCCGUCGCUGCUGUCGUCCGACGACGAGCGCGAGAUUCUCGCCCUUAUGUGUCGCGUGCACGAACUGGAAGCCGACAAGAUGGCGCUGCAGUCGGAGCGGUUGGUGCGUCAGCACGAACUGCGCCGAAGAGAUUUGCUCAUUUUGAGGUACGACAGGCAGAGGCAACUGUGCGAAGAAAUAAUCACCAGGCAGCGACAACUGAUUGAAGACGGCAAAAUCAAACUCCCGCCGGAUUUGCAAGAGCUGUACCAGUUCUACCAACAGGAGAUUCACGCGUCUACUUAUGCCGAUUUGACGCCGACCAGCGACAAGUUACCCCCGAUUAGUAAAAUUUACAGUGACCCGAUUUUCCGACGUACGGCCACGGAGAGCGGGAGCGACGCGAGUGGACCUUCACCUCCGUCGUCAGCCGAUUCGGACGACAUUCCGGCGUUACCAACCCUGAACGACGAAAGUAUCGAUAGGGUGAUGGGUCACAUUGUUACAAGACCAGGGGCUCCAAUGAAGCUUCCGCCUUUACCGCCGAGUCCUCCGCUCAGGCUACCCAGAACCUCGACGAGUCAAAAUCUGCGGCGGGCCCUCAGCGAGGACAGGAUAGGUGAUGGAAUUUGAAGACGCACACUUUUAAGAAAAUUUAUUUUUAUUGUAUCUUUGGUAGUUUAAAUAAAUCAUGUUCUAUAAAAG
Molecule: messenger RNA, 2368 nt
Organism: Zophobas morio
Lineage: Eukaryota; Metazoa; Arthropoda; Insecta; Coleoptera; Tenebrionidae
Product: kinesin-like protein KIF19
Exons: 9
Coding region: 14-2296 (760 amino acids)
Biological process (GO): microtubule-based movement
Molecular function (GO): ATP binding; microtubule motor activity; microtubule binding
Source: RefSeq, a predicted model, not a curated record